CUCCGGGACAUUCGCAUCCGAGCUGCCUUGCUUCAAGAAAAAGGCUUAAGCGACGAGAUCCCCUUUCGUCUCUUCAACAAGCUCGACGAGGUCUUGUUCGCUCGACACCUCAAAAGCACCGUCUUUCUCCAAGUUGACAACUUCAACUCUGAUGUGUCAGGCGCCACUUAUACGUACCGGAUGGGGCCCAACCCUGAAGUCAAGCGCAUUUCCAUUGUCCUCAAUCACGAUGCAAUCGAGCACGGCCAAGCGAGGGACAUACUCGCCAUCCUCAUCCACCACAUGAUUCACGCCUAUUUCCUCGUCGCUUGUGGUGAGCAAGCGGAACGCGAAGUAGACUACGGGCGAUUGGAUCAUGGCGUGCAUUUUGGCAAGAUCAUGCUGACCAUCAAGCGACUGUCAGCUGUCCACCGUCGAGAGCUUACACCCUUGGACUAUGGGCAUUCCUCACCCGGUACUCGAUACCUUGCCGACGAGUACUACAGCUCGUGGAGAAGAGAAGAAAUAGAACUCGAAGACAAGGAGAAGUGGUAUUGCAGCCACUGUCACUGCUACGUGCGAGGGCCAUCGGACAGCGAUGUGGAUAAGUGGUACAGGAAGGUUUGCCAGCCCAUGUUCGACCAGCCGCAUUGUGUGCGAGGACCCGAAGUGCAUAUAUACAACGACCGACGACACGAGCUUGAGGUCAGACGCCGCGCUCGCCUGGUGUCGUCUGCAAAGUCGGUCGAGUUCAUGUUCAGAGAGAGGCCAGUUUUGGUAGAGGGGAACAGGAUUGAGAAUUGUCUCUCUGUCAUGAGGGCUUUUGACAGGGCUGGCAGUCGCUUUCUCAAGGUCCCCAAGGAGAUCUCAGAGGACACGUUUAUGCGCUUUCUGGAAUUCAUACAUACUGGGUCUUACCGCUCCGAUCCACUGCCUUUUGCUGCUGCCGCCGGUCUAGACAUUGAACGCAGGGGUCCGCCCAUCAUCAAGCCCCAGACUACGACUACUGCGGCAAUUGUACUGGCAGAUGUGCAGUUUGCCAAGUUCAGUAUCCUGAUGGACUUCGAGGAGUGUAAGACGUACGCCCUGAACCGCAUGAAUGCCUACGGGAUCCUCUACGAAGACCCCGUAGCUGUUCUCAAGGAAAUCUAUCGAGGCUAUGAGCCGGACUCUGAGCUCAAAGCAUGGGCACGAAAGUUCCUCACGCGCGCCCCAGCUACAUCGAGUCAACCAGACUACCACCAGUCCAACCCAUCGAGUGUCAGCAGCACCGUGGAGCCACCCAACCUACUGAAGCUUGAAAGUGAACACUGCUUCUACCGGGCCCGCUUCUUCGAUGCCAUCGAGGCUAGUGGAGCACUAGAAAACGACGUCAAUAAAGCUCGUGCAGAGCUCAAAGCUGUGGGAUGGUAUGAUUGGUCU
Molecule: messenger RNA, 1401 nt
Organism: Exserohilum turcica Et28A
Lineage: Eukaryota; Fungi; Ascomycota; Dothideomycetes; Pleosporales; Pleosporaceae
Exons: 1
Source: RefSeq, a predicted model, not a curated record